Molecule: messenger RNA, 1303 nt
Organism: Andrographis paniculata
Lineage: Eukaryota; Viridiplantae; Streptophyta; Magnoliopsida; Lamiales; Acanthaceae
Product: zinc-finger homeodomain protein 1-like
Exons: 1
Coding region: 62-802 (246 amino acids)
Biological process (GO): regulation of developmental process; regulation of DNA-templated transcription
Cellular component (GO): nucleus
Molecular function (GO): transcription cis-regulatory region binding; DNA-binding transcription factor activity
Source: RefSeq, a predicted model, not a curated record
AUAUACGCAGCUGAUCUGUGAUAAUUAAGCUUCAAAAAUAAAGCUAAAAAAGGGGAUAUUGAUGGAGUAUGAGGAUCAGCACGAGGGGGCCGGAGAGGGGGGAUUGGGCCCGACUUUCAGCGACCCGCCGCCGCAUCAGCCUCCCGCCGCCGCCGCCGCCGCCGCCGCCGACUCGGAGGCGCCGCAGCGGAGGCCCAAGUACAGGGAGUGUCAGAAGAACCACGCCGUCGGCCUCGGCGGUUACGCCGUCGACGGCUGCGGCGAGUUCAUGCCGGCGGGGGAGGAGGGCACAAUCGAAUUCCUCAAGUGCGCCGCCUGCAAUUGCCACCGCAAUUUUCACCGGAAGGAGUCGGCGGACGCCCCCGCGGCGGCGCCGCCUCCUCCGUACCCGCUCCUGAACCCGCACGGGCAUUUCGGAUACCGCGGGCCGAGCGGGUACCUUCAGGUGGCGGCGCCACCGCCGGGAGUGCAGAGGGCUACUCCGCCGCCGCUGGCCCUUCCGUCGAGCUCCGGCGGCGGCGGGGCGGCGAGCGGGUCGAGGGAUUAUAACGAAAUGGAGGAUUACUACUACUCGAACCCCAACGGCGGCGGCGGUGGGAAGAGCAAGCGGUUCCGUACGAAGUUCACGCAGGAGCAAAAGGACAAGAUGCUGAGCUUAGCGACGCGUUUGGAUUGGAAAAUUCAGAAACAGAACGAGGAGAUGGUGCAGCAGUUCUGCGUGGAGAUCGGAGUUAAGAGGCAUGUCUUCAAAGUGUGGAUGCACAACAACAAGAACACACUCGGUAAGAAGCUGCAGCUUUGAUGACGAUGAAGAUGAUGAUGUGGCCUUUCGAUUCAUCGAUUAUUCAGACAACAUCUCGAUCUUGAUCUUGAUCUUGUAGGGGAUUCCAUAGACAUAUAUGAUCUCUAAUUAUUUACUAGUAUUCUAUGCACCUAAAUAAUUAACAAACUCUAUAUAUAUAUUUCCAUUCCUGCUAGAUCAGUAAAUGCAGACAGAAAAAAACUUGUGGAUUCUGCAACCUCUCAUGGAGACAAUUGCUUGUGUGGUGUUCUUUAGUCUAUUGUGGCUGAACUUUCCCUAAAUUGGAUAAUUUAGGGUUUCCUUGCCCCUUUUUUUUAUUUAUAUUUCUUGUGUCUGAUUGCUGAUUCUCUUGCAUUAUCAUCUUCUUGUUUGAAGCUAGCUAGGUGUUCUUGAGUGGUUUUUUCCGUAUGGGUUUUUGUGGAAUGUAUGAUUUCUGUGAUUCUUGAAUUGGAUUAGAAUGUUGAAUAAGUUUAAGGAUGAUGGGCAUAUAUAGUUUGGUUG